Molecule: messenger RNA, 435 nt
Organism: Miscanthus lutarioriparius
Lineage: Eukaryota; Viridiplantae; Streptophyta; Magnoliopsida; Poales; Poaceae
Source: the annotation of a GenBank genome assembly
AUGAAGAGCGGCCGGUAUCUUCCUCCAUACACGACAUGGUUUCCAUUUGAAGAGAAUUCCAAGAGGGGUCAUCAUUCCACGGAGAGUCAAGGAAUAAGGCUGCUCAAGAGCACAGUCUUGUCACAACUCUCCUACUUGACCAUCUUUGUGAUCGCCAUCUGCAUCACCGAGAGGAGAAAGCUCAAAGAAGAUCCCCUGAACUUCAACGUGCUCAGCAUUGUUGUCGAAGUCGUCAGUGCUUAUGGAAAUGUUGGUUUCUCAAUGGGCUACAGCUGCAGCAGGCAGAUCAAUCCAGAUGGAGUCUGUACAGACAGAUGGACUGGUUUUGCCGGGAGGUGGAGCGACUCCGGCAAACUCAUACUCAUUGUUGUGAUGUUCUUUGGGAGGCUUAAGAAGUUCAGCAUGAAAGGAGGCAAAGCCUGGAAGCUUAGUUAG